AUGGAGGAGGAUAGACUUUCGAAACUACCUGAUGAAGUCAUCCUACACAUUCUGUCGUUUCUACCCACUGAGGAUGUCGUUCGGACAUGCCUCCUAUCAAAACACUGGAAACUCAUGUGGUACUCAGUCCCCACUCUCUCUUUCUCUGAUGCUGAUCCUGAUAUUGACUCACAGGAGGAUGAGGACAUAGAAAAGGUGUACAAGUAUGUUGACAAUUAUUUGAAACACCGCAAGACAAGUAAGAAUUUUAUGGUCGAUUCAACCAUAACUAGCUUUAAGCUUCAGAUGAUGAGUUCCUAUCAAAUAUACAAAGACGCUUGCAUUGAUAAAUGGUUGGCUUUUGCAGCUGAGAAUAAAGUCAAGGAAAUAAGUGUUUGCUUGAACCUCUGUCGUGUUAGUAAUAGGUUUUAUGGUCAUUAUAAUAUAUACUACGUUCGUUACCGCUUACCAAACUCAAUAGUCAACUCUAAUGAUUUGACUAUCUUGAAGUUAAAUGGGUUAGUUAUAGAUUUAAGCACUGUUUCUUAUUCAAUUCGACUUCCAGCAUUGAAAACUCUGUUAGUUAACACAGUUUUAUUUACAAAUGAUGAUGUGCUAUUCAAGCUUUCCUUGGGUUGCCCUUCCCUCGAGGAAUUUUUGUUACAUUCGUGUGAUAUAGAAAAUGGGCCGUUUCGUUUUCAAAGUUUAAGCCUCAAGGUCUUAGAAGUUGAAUAUGAUGACUUUGCAUCACCGCUUCAACUUGAAGCCACAAAUCUUGAAUCUUUGGUAGUGAAUAGAUAUGUCUUUGAAGGCACAAAUCUUUCUGCAUGCAAGGCAAUUAGAAAUCUCUCAUUAACUUUUGAUUGGAAUAUUAGAAAAUUGGAAGACCCGUCUUUGCCAUUAGAAGAUCUCAUUUCAAAUCUUCCACUUCUUGAGAGUCUGACACUAGAAGAAUGCGCUAAUGUGAAUUUGAAGCAGAUUAAAAUCUCGAAUCAGCAGUUGAAAAGUUUAAAUUUGAAGAAUAUGUAUGCUGAUCCUGAUUAUGAAAUGACAGUUAUAAUUGAAUCAGCUCCAAAAUUAGCAUCUUUUUCUUAUGAAGGUAAUAUCAACUUUGGCAUAUCAAUGGAAUCAUUUAAUUCGUUGGAUGGAAAAUUCGUGAUUCAUAAUCUGCGUGAGAAUUGUGAUGCAAAUGAGUUUAUCAGUAUGAUGAAUUUUCUUCUAAAUCUCAAUUGCUUUUGGAGAAUUGUAACCCUGCAUGUUCUCUCAGAUGAGGUUCUCAUCGUGCCAGAAAAUUUGAAGAGGAUAUGUCCUUUUUCUUCGCUUAAUUGGAAGCAUCUCAGAGUUAAGACUGAUAAGAAGCCAAAGAGUGAAUCAAAGUUGAAAGAAUCUUUAAUGUGGAUUUCACCCACUUUAGAAACAUUAUGUAUUAAUGAAAAGGAAAUAUUUUAG
Messenger RNA from Humulus lupulus (European hop), 1428 nucleotides. RefSeq names its product FBD-associated F-box protein At5g60610-like. NCBI's taxonomy places the organism in Eukaryota, Viridiplantae, Streptophyta, Magnoliopsida, Rosales, Cannabaceae. The transcript is spliced from 2 exons. The coding region runs from base 1 to 1428 and encodes 475 amino acids. The record is from RefSeq and is a predicted model, not a curated record. Gene Ontology annotation, molecular function: protein binding.